Molecule: messenger RNA, 1365 nt
Organism: Vitis riparia (riverbank grape)
Lineage: Eukaryota; Viridiplantae; Streptophyta; Magnoliopsida; Vitales; Vitaceae
Product: phosphopantothenate--cysteine ligase 2-like
Exons: 10
Coding region: 134-1123 (329 amino acids)
Biological process (GO): coenzyme A biosynthetic process
Cellular component (GO): cytoplasm; nucleus
Molecular function (GO): phosphopantothenate--cysteine ligase activity
Source: RefSeq, a predicted model, not a curated record
ACAGUAAUGUGUGUGGUGUUGGCGGGAACCAGCGACCGUCAACUUUUUCCACUAUAAGUACUGGAGCCACCUACUCUCACUCGCAAAUUCAUUCGUCUCCAUCUCUUUUGUUUUUGCUUUCCAGACACUUUCCAUGGACUCAACAAAUGAAAUAGAGGCUCCACAAGAUAUGCUGCUGGAUAUGGAAAUCACAUCCUUCUUUGACUCAGCUCCUCCUCUAAAGGAUGGGAUUGAUAUAGAUAGAAAGAUAACUGAGUUUAUUGAAAGGCAUUCUCCACUAUCAGGAAAUUCAGGAGAGAGAAGAAUUGUAUGUGUGACAUCUGGUGGUACCACAGUUCCUCUGGAGCGACGAUGUGUUCGCUUCAUUGAUAACUUCAGCUCUGGCCAUAGAGGAGCAGCAUCAACAGAGUAUUUUUUGAAGGCUGGAUAUGGUGUUAUUUUUCUCUAUCGAAGGGGAUCCUGCCAGCCAUAUUGCAGAUCCCUCCCUGAUGAUCCAUUCCUUGAAUGUUUUGAGUUCACCCAAGAGUCCAAUGUUCAAGUUAGUGAGUCACAUUUUGAAGUGGUGAAGAAGGCCAUCAGUAAUCAUCAUGCUGCAAUAGCGGAAGGCAUGUUGUUGAAACUUCCCUAUACAACCAUAUUUGAGUAUCUUCAGAUUUUACACAAGAUUGCAGUACCAAUGAGGACUCUAGGAGGACGAGGAAUGUUUUAUCUUGCAGCUGCAGUAUCAGACUUUUAUGUUCCAUGGAACAGCAUGGCAGAACACAAGAUUCAGUCAGCAUCUGGCCCGUUAGAUAUGCGGCUCGUUCAAGUACCAAAAAUGCUCUCAAUGCUGAGGAAAAUAUGGGCUCCCUUGGCCCUCUGCAUAUCAUUCAAGCUGGAGACAGAUUCAAAUAUCCUUUUACAAAAGGCUGAUAUGGCUCUUCAGAAGUACAAGAUGCAUGCUGUAGUAGCAAAUGAGCUUUCAACUCGUAAAGAUGAGGUUGUGGUUGUUACAAGUAAUGAAAGGAUAUCUGUUAAACGGGACAAGGCUGUGGCUGGUGAUGAUGUUGAGAAUCAUCUGGUCAAACUCCUUGUUGAUAGGCAUUCACUCUAUAUUAAAGCUGGCCCAGACCAUGGUGCCUGAAAGCUUACUUGAAAGGCGGAUUUUUCUUAAACAAACAAUAAAGGCACCUAAAACAAUAUUAAACCAAGUCACAGGGUGGGUUCAAUGGGAACAUGGUGCAACUUUUCUUUCUUGAAGUACCUUUUGUCGAGAAGAACAACUUGUAUGCUGCACAAAGUCACAUACAUUUGAGGACAAUUUUGUUGUAUGUUGUACAAAAGUCUCACUUCGAGCUUUAUAAGUCAAGGACAAAUUUUCAUUCA